Vitrella brassicaformis is the source of this 1033-nucleotide messenger RNA. Lineage: Eukaryota; Vitrellaceae. The record is from the annotation of a GenBank genome assembly.
CAUGGGCAGGCAUGAGUCAUAUCCGUGUCAUAUGUAUACGUAUGUGAGUGUACGUGCAUUGCGUCCUCCCGAAUAUGCCAAAAAAGACUGAGUGAUUCAACACGGUAGACAGACAGACAGACAGCUAGCUAGCUAGCUAUGAGUCCAGGCAGGCAGGCAGCACAUCAAAUCUGAAAAGCACACCACACAGAAAAUAACCCAUUCACCCAUUCAUCCAUACAUACAUACGCUCCAUCGUGCGUACCCUGUCGAUCGUGAAGGCAAGCUUCGUCAAACCUCCCUCCUGGACCCGCUCUAGACUGCAAUAGAAUGGUCGGCCACUCCCCUGCAACGAGAUCUGCAUCUCGUUCCAGACCUCGCCAAGCAGCAUGAGAAUCUCAUUUCCACUACUUGAGAAGCGUUUGAUCUCCGCCGCCUCAGGGCCCACCCAAUCACAGAUGUCGUCGAGCAUUGAUUUGACACGUGUCAUUCCGAUCUCACCGCAAGUGCUGCCGCCGUUCACAGGAAAUUUCGCCAACAGCAGCAACGUGCGCGCCAUCUUGACGGCCACCCGCCGCAUCACCUCGUCCCUUCGCGACGCUCGUUGCUCCUCUGAUGGCGGUGGGCGCUGCAGAUCCGUCUCGCUAUCGCUGAUGUUAAGGCCGAAGUACCGCAUCUCGCGCAUCAGCCUGCGCGUGUCGGUGUUGCCAUCGAUGAAGAGUGGCGUGCCGUGUCGGUAGUAGUCGAUGACAUAGGGGAAGAGCGAGGGGUCGGCGUCGAUGAAGACGGGCUGGCCCUGCUGCACCUGCUGAUAUUCGGCCGUCGACUGGUUGGUCACCAGCUGGCCCAGCAGCGUGUCGGGGUGGCGUAACAACGUCGAUAUCGCCACACUGAACUCACGGCCACCAACAUUCAGACGCACGAAGCUCGUCAUGGGCAGAUCUGCUGCUGUUGCGGGUGCUGACAGAUCUGGAGCCUCGCCGGAUGAUUCGAUCUCGCAGUUUUCGUCGGGUUUGUCGUCCAACUGACUGCCUCCUCCUCCGGAAAGCCUCCC